This is a messenger RNA of Myxocyprinus asiaticus (Chinese sucker), 944 nucleotides long. RefSeq lists its product as uncharacterized. Bases 116 to 853 code for a protein of 245 amino acids. The record is from RefSeq and is a predicted model, not a curated record. Gene Ontology annotation, molecular function: peroxiredoxin activity. Lineage: Eukaryota; Metazoa; Chordata; Actinopteri; Cypriniformes; Catostomidae. The transcript has 5 exons.
UGUAAGAAUCAUCCUCGAUGAUUGGCUGCGCUCUUUAACGUCUGAAACUUCCAUUGCGCGCUAUCCGUCCUCAAAAUAACAUCAACAUAGCAAGAUUGCAGAAUAAAGUUUCACAAUGUCGUUACGAGGCAUUUUAAAGGUUAUACAUCACACUCACUUUGGGUCAUUGCCAUCACUUGUCCUUGCAAGCAAAGUUUGUCAGAAAAUCCCAGCCGCUCACACACGCUUCAGUAGCAGCAGUUCAGAGGGCAUCAGCCGGUAUCCAGUGCCAAACAGGAAGAAUCUGCCUUUUGAUAUUGUGGAAUUGAUGGAGGAGGUCGAACAGAAGGGAGGGUUCCUGCCCAAUGUCUUCAAAGUUCUUGCCCAUCGUCCUGCAGAGUUUCGGGCUUUCUUCUCUUAUUACAAUGCCCUCAUGAACAAGGAAAGUGGUGGUCUGUCAAAAGCGGACCGGGAACUGAUCGUUGUCGCAACCAGUGCUUACAAUCACUGCCUGUAUUGUGUAGUAUCUCACAGUGCGCUGCACCGCAUCUAUUCCAAAAACCCCAUGCUGGCUGACCAGGUGGUAGUUAAUUACAAGGUUGCAGAGCUAACUUCCCGUGAGCGAGCCAUGCUUGAUUUUGCAAUGACAGUCUGCAGAAGCGAAACAAUAAAUGAAGACCAUUUCAGCACCCUGGACACUCAUGGUUUUGACCGAGAAGAUGUUUGGGACAUUGCUGCCAUUGCUGCCUUCUUUGCGAUGUCCAAUCGCUUGGCUCACCUGACUGAUAUGAGACCUAAUGCAGAAUUCUAUGAAAUGGGUAGAGUGCCAAGAGACAAAGCAAAAGCCUCUGAUGGGCAGCUGAUCGGAGAAUAGACUCGUAUCAGGCUCUGGAUCAAAGUUACAAUGUUUUAUGUGCAAAGAUAUUUCUAGACUGUGAAAUAAAUACAUGCCUUGUAAAAUCUCA